Messenger RNA from Dothidotthia symphoricarpi CBS 119687, 1020 nucleotides. Its product is annotated as S-adenosyl-L-methionine-dependent methyltransferase. The coding region runs from base 1 to 1020 and encodes 339 amino acids. Gene Ontology annotation, cellular component: nucleus. Gene Ontology annotation, molecular function: protein-arginine N-methyltransferase activity. Gene Ontology annotation, biological process: peptidyl-arginine methylation. The record is from RefSeq and is a predicted model, not a curated record. NCBI's taxonomy places the organism in Eukaryota, Fungi, Ascomycota, Dothideomycetes, Pleosporales, Dothidotthiaceae. The transcript has 6 exons.
AUGGCAGAAUCCAAGGGCGACGGCCUCGCUGGCAUGGCGCAUUCUGAGGCGCAUUACUUCAACAGCUACAACCACCACGGUAUCCACGAGGAAAUGCUGAAAGAUGAAGUCCGUACCAAGAGCUACCGCGACGCCAUCUACCAGAACCCCCACCUGUUCAAGGACAAGGUCGUCCUCGAUGUCGGAUGUGGAACAGCCAUCCUCAGCAUGUUCGCUGUCAAGGCAGGUGCUAAGCACGUCAUCGGUGUCGACAUGUCGACCAUCAUCGAGAAGGCCAAGGAGAUCGUCGCUGUCAACGGCAUGUCGGACAAGAUUACGCUGCUCCAGGGCAAGAUGGAGGAGGUUGUGCUGCCAUACGACAAAGUCGACAUCAUAAUAUCAGAGUGGAUGGGCUACUUCCUGCUCUACGAAUCUAUGCUGGACACCGUUCUCUACGCGCGCGACAAGUACCUGGUCAAGGAUGGUCUGAUCUUCCCCGACAAGGCUACCAUCUUCAUGGCUGGUAUCGAGGACGGCGACUACAAGGAGGAGAAAAUUGGCUUCUGGGACAACGUCUGGGGCUUCGACUACUCCCCCCUCAAGGCCACCGCUCUCACAGAGCCCCUCGUCGACACCGUCGACAUCAAAGCCGUCGUUACCGACCCCUCGCCCGUUAUCACACUCGACCUGUACACAUGCACAGUCGCCGACCUCGCCUUCCGGAGAACAUACGACCUCAAGGUCCGCCGCAGCGACUUCGUCCACGCCGUCAUCGCCUGGUUUGACAUUGAGUUCGCUGCCUGCCACAAGCCCAUCCGCUUCUCGACUGGCCCCCACACAAAGUACACUCACUGGAAACAGACCGUCUUCUAUCUCAAGGACGUCCUGACCGUCGAGGAGGGCGAGAGCAUCACCGGUGUUCUGGACACCAAGCCCAGCGAGAAGAACCACCGCGAUCUCGACAUCGCGCUUUCGUGGAAGCUGGAGACAGAGGACAUGCACAGGCAGGCAUCGGGCGAUGCUUCAUAUAAGAUGUGCUAG